This is a messenger RNA of Vigna umbellata (rice bean), 1356 nucleotides long. Its product is annotated as protein PAM71, chloroplastic. Gene Ontology annotation, biological process: Golgi calcium ion transport; calcium ion transmembrane transport; manganese ion transmembrane transport. Gene Ontology annotation, molecular function: manganese ion transmembrane transporter activity; calcium ion transmembrane transporter activity. The record is from RefSeq and is a predicted model, not a curated record. NCBI's taxonomy places the organism in Eukaryota, Viridiplantae, Streptophyta, Magnoliopsida, Fabales, Fabaceae. Gene Ontology annotation, cellular component: chloroplast thylakoid membrane; Golgi apparatus.
GGUGAGAGCACUGACGGUUACUUUAGAAGAGAGAGAAUCAAGUUGGAAAAGAUCAUAAGCAGGAGCAGUUGGUUGGUGAAUGGUGGCGCGAGGCUUAUCAUCAACGAAGCCAGAAGCUGAGCGAACCGCCACAGAAAAUAGAAAUGCACUCUCUCUCUCCGACACACACCUUCCUACGCUCGCAUUCACUCUCUUCCUUCACAUCAUCUUCUUUUCUUCUCCUUCUUCCUCCUUCCACUCUUCGCAGCUCUAAGAGGCUGCAAUUCUCACCCUUCGCCACCUCUUCUCCAAUUCCCCCAAAUGAAACCAAAUUCCAAACGCAGGGAUUCUCUCAUUCUUGCAAGAAUUCCAACGAUUCACCCGAAUCACUUGCUCGAAUCUCCAAUUGGAAAUUUCCCUUAGCUCCAAUUGCUCAUUCUAAUUUAUCCGUCAGGCUUCUCAAGUUUAUGAUGCUCUUCGGCUUCCUCACACUUAAACACUCAUAUCCCGCUCAUGCUGCCUCUGACUUUUCCAGUGCUUUCAGUUUAUCUCCUGCAUUUGGGGAUUUUGAUGACAUAAGCACAGGUUUUGCUUCAGCGUUUCUGCUGAUAUUUUUCUCUGAACUGGGAGAUAAGACCUUUUUCAUUGCAGCCCUGCUUGCAGCUAGGAAUACAGCUGGUGUUGUUUUUAUUGGGACGUUUAGCGCACUUGCGGCAAUGACUCUGAUCUCUGUUGUCCUUGGGAGAACUUUUCAUUAUGUUGAUGAAAUCUUGCCAUUCAGGUUUGGAGAAACAGAUUUACCUAUUGAUGAUAUUGCUGCUGUUUGCCUAUUGGUGUACUUUGGGGUCUCUACCCUGCUGGAUGCCUCAUCUAGUGAUGGCCAAAAAUCAGAUGAAGAGCAGAAGGAGGCAGAACUAGCAGUUUCUGAAUUUUCUGGAAAUGGUGCUGGAAUACUAUCUGCUGCUAGCACAGCUGCCAGUACUUUUCUCUUAGUUUUUGUCGCCGAAUGGGGUGAUAAGUCAUUUUUUUCCACAAUUGCCCUUGCAGCAGCUUCUUCUCCACUUGGAGUCAUAGCUGGAGCACUGGCGGGUCAUGGUGUUGCAACUUUGCUAGCUGUACUCGGGGGCUCUUUACUUGGGACGUAUUUAUCAGAGAAGGUUAUUUCCUACAUCGGAGGUGUUCUAUUUCUCGUCUUUGCUGCAGUAACCUUAUUUGAAAUUGUGCAAUAGGAGUUAAAAGAAAUGCUAUAUAAUCUCAGUGCAAAGUGAUCAAUAACGUAAAGAAAGACCUCUAGAAUUAUGAUUCUAGACUCCAUUUAUUAAGUUUUAUUGAUCGUGGCUCGAGAAGGGAAAAAUGUGUAAUUUUUGUUUUUUCUGA